AUGGAUAAUUACACCAGUGAUGAAGACAUAAAUGAUGAUUUUGAUAUUCAGCUCAUCAUUCAACAGAGCUUACAGGAUAUUCACAAACCAAGAACUACACAGAAGGCACACAAAGAUGAGAGCUUUCAUUCCUUUUUGAGCACUGAUUGUAAGAAGAUAGUCGAAACAAUAGCGACAGGUAAGGAAGAUGCAUUGUCACACUUGACCAAGUACCAUUCUGCUUUUGAUGAAGCAGAUGGAAUAGGCUGGCUUCCUCUGCAUAAGGCUGCAGUGCAAUCAAAUAAGAACAUUUUGGAAAUAACCCUGAAAGCUUCGAAACCCAGUGUGUGGGAGCAAACCACCCACAAUGGUGAAACACCACUUUUUUUGGCUGUCAGCAAUUGCCUCUUAGAAAACGUCAGUUUUCUUCUUCUCAAUGGCUGCAAUCCGAAUGCCAAGAAUUUCGAAGGCAAUUCUCCUCUUCUUACAGCUGUUCUACAUGAUGCCUACGACAUGGCUGCCUUGUUGAUCAGCCAUGGGGCAGAUGUCAAUCUGCGGUGUGCCAACGAGAGGACAGCUCUCCACGAAGCAGCCAAGCUGGGCAGAAAGGACAUGGUGAAGCUAAUGCUGGUUUCUGGAGCACACCCUGAUCCACAGAGCUCCUACGGAUUCACUCCUCUUGCUCUUGCUGCCCAAAGUGGGCACACUGAAAUCAUGGAAGUAUUACUGCAGAAAGGCGCUAAUGCUCUUGGUCAGGCCUCUGAUUCUUCUUCCAUCUUACUUGAAGCUGCUAGUGGAGGAAAUCCAGACUCUGUGGCUCUCUUGCUAGAGCAUGGAGCUGAUGCCAACAUCCCUAAGAAUUCAGGCCACCUGCCCAUUCACGUGGCAGCUGACAAAGGCCAUUUGUUAGCUUUAAAGAUUUUGGUUCCAGUUACGGAUUUUGCUGCUAUUAAGCAGAGUGGCAUCAGUCCAGUUCACUGUGCAGCCGCAGGAGCACACCCUGAAUGUCUGGAAUUUCUCAUCCAGGCUGGAUUUGAUGUAAAUUUCAUGCUAGAUCAGAGAAUUCGUAAACACUAUGAUGACCACAGGAAGUCAGCUUUGUAUUUUGCUGUAUCAAAUGGUGACCUCUCUUCAGUUAAGCUGCUUCUGAGUGCUGGAGCUCUGCCUAAUCAAGACCCGGUUAACUGCCUCCAGAUAGCCCUAAGGAUGGGCAAUUAUGAGAUGAUAAAUCUGCUGCUACGGCAUGGAGCCAAUGUAAAUUACUUCUGCAGAGUCAAUCCUUUACAUUUCCCAUCAGCACUGCAAUACACACUGAAAGACGAAGUCAUGCUCAGGAUGCUGUUGAAUUAUGGAUAUGACACAGAGCGAUGCUUUGAUUGUCCUCAUGGAGACAAAGUUCAUCUUUUCUAUGCUUUUGAAGGCUGGACACCUACAGUUAUCAAAGAUACUAUGUUUUGUGAAGUAAUAACUUUGUCAUGGCUGCAACAUCUCUCUGGAAUGGUUGUUCGAGUAAUGCUUGAUUAUGUUGAUCAAGUUCAGAUCUGUUCAAAGUUGAAAGCUGUGCUCCAAAAACAGGUGCUCUGGUCAGAAAUCCAUAAUAUCUUGACAAACCCUCGCUCCCUAAAACAUCUGUGCCGCCUAAAGAUCCGGAAGUGUAUGGGACGUUUGCAUUUGCGAUGCCCUGUCUUCAUGUCAUUUCUUCCAUUACCAAAUCGUCUAAAAGCAUAUGUCCUUUAUAAAGAAUAUGACCUUUACGGACAAGGAAUUUUUACAGGAACCUGGUAAAAUAUUCUGGAUGGAAAGGUAUAGUUCUGUAGCUGUAUUUCUUAAAAUUUGACUUGUUGCAUAUGAUUCAUAUUUCUCAUUUUACCUAGCAACUAAAAUCUCAAUGCAGUCUUCAUUUUUUUAAAAGUUGGUCUGAACAUAGUCUUUCAAUAUAGAGAUGGCUAGCAUCCUGAAAGGCAGUUUAACAAGACCAAACAGUAAAAAUUUCAAUUAACUGAAAUAUAUCAGUUCUAACUGUAUAUUGAUCAUAUAUUAAAGUAUAUAAAUCCACAUUUCUACAUGCUCAAAAUAAUAGGUGCAAUCUCUGAUAUUUCAAUUCUUAACAGUAAUCUUUUUUUAUAGAGAAGUACGUAUAUAAAAUGUCUUAGUGUUUGCACUGAAUAAAUACUGACUCCAGUACAUGACCUAGAUGUUAGAUAUUGUACAAAAGUCCCCAAGGCCAGCUUAGUGUCUGUUUACUUGUAGAGUCCAGUAUUGAGAUGGGGUAAUUAAGUUAACUGAAAUAAAACCUUCGAUUGCAUGCAUCCCUUCUUUACACAAAACUCUAAUUAAGUGUUACAAUUUACUGAUUAAUAUGAUUACUGGAAGAGAAAUUACAAGUGUUUUCAAAUGGAUGAUGACUUAUAACUUCUACAUUGAGCUGACUAGUCCAGUACUGGACACAUAGGAGGGACCUGCUUACAGAAGCAGUUAAAGGAUCUUAAUUUCAAUUUUAUUUCUAUACAUUCUAUGCUGCAUAGAAUAUAUAGGUUUAGAAUAUAAAGGGAGGAAAGAAACUGAAAAGACACUCAACUACACCUGUGUAGCAUUUAGAUGACACAGAGAAUAAGGAGGUAGGAUGAUGUAGUCCAUUUUCACCAGAGGCCCAGUCAGCUAUAGCCUAAUGUUUACACGUGUAGUCUUAGUACACUUUUUUAGCAUAAUAUAAUCCACCUUAGGUAAACUGAAGUUAUAUGAUUUCCUUCUUAUAUAGGGAAUCGUGGCUAUAUAGACUAUUUCAGUAAGCAAAGACUUAAAAUAAUUUUUAAUAAUAGUAUUCUCAUAAAAAUUUUGCAAAACUAGCUGGCAUGAAUAGUUUUUAUUUUUUAAAGCAAACUGUAUUAUCUUUAUAAGUGAGUGUGAAUUAUAUGUAUGUUAAUAUACAAAUAUAUUUAGGAGCUACAUGCACUUAUAUCUGAUAAAUCACAUAAUUCUAAAGUUAAUUUCACCCACUCCCCGGGCCUUUUAAAAGUAUAUAUACAUUUGAUAAAAUUCAAAACAAGUUAGAACAGAAACUCCCAGUAGAAGAAAAGAACUUGCUAAGUGCUAUAGGAAACUAUAAAGAACACAUUAGAUGAAUAUGUAUUAGUAUUAAAACUACAGGCCUGAGACACUGAAGCUGGUAUACAUAAUAACCUGCCCCUUUAAACAGUAGAAAUUUCUUUAAAUAGAACCAAACAGAGCAAGUAUACAUUGUUACAUUGUAACAUGUUUAGGGUAAUUAUGGAGAAGUCCCUUUAUUUUUCUAAAAGAAAAUAAAAAGUCACCAGUGAUAAAUUAGUGUUACUUUUCAAUAAGUGAAAAAAAAAUUUUUUUAAUUUUAGCUGUUACAGAAUUGC
Pteropus alecto (black flying fox) is the source of this 3362-nucleotide messenger RNA. It is a transcript of the gene ASB14, whose product is annotated as ankyrin repeat and SOCS box containing 14. Gene Ontology annotation, molecular function: protein binding. Bases 1 to 1764 code for a protein of 587 amino acids. The record is from RefSeq and is a predicted model, not a curated record. Gene Ontology annotation, biological process: intracellular signal transduction. Gene Ontology annotation, cellular component: cytoplasm. The transcript is spliced from 10 exons. Lineage: Eukaryota; Metazoa; Chordata; Mammalia; Chiroptera; Pteropodidae.